AUGGGGGAUGAGGAGCCAGAGGAAGAGCCGAGCAAGACGAGAGCCGGAGCAAUCAACCACCACCACCAGCAGCGCACCACACGCACACACGCCAGCGUCGUCGACAUCGACAUGACCUCGACCUGCCUGCCAGCCAUCCGUGCCACUCUCCGCGCUCCGCGCUCCUCGCUCCCUGCUCCCUAUUUCCCACUCCUCCCAAGAAAAGAGAGCCGUGCCCCAUGCGUGCCGUCCUCACUUAAGCCAAAGAGCCAAUCUCGUCAAGCGAUGGCAUUCAGUGUGGGCUCUUCCCUUUUGGCGCACAGUCACACAGACCUCAUUUCCUCUUUGGCGCGACAUUGCGUUACACUUACGGGCACGCAGAAGUAGCAACCACCGCAGCAACCACCACCAGCGGUGAGCACCACCCAGGCAAGCGGCAAACAGCCGGUGUUCCGAUGUCGGUGCAUGUGCAUCGUGAGAAAGUUUACUGGAGACAUUCCCACAAGUAUUGGGAUUGUGCCGCACUCCUGCUCCCGGUUUCUCGGCAUCGCCUCGGCCUCGGUCAGCUGUGACACUUGUUUGGCGCAUUUCGGCGAGAUUGGCUCUUGGGAUUGGGCCAUUGACGAAAUCCACCUGCCCGAGGGUGAGUUCCAGUUCGGAUUCAAGACCAGGGGUCGCUGCAAUCGCAGCCAUGAAAUCGAGAAGUUAACAAACAGAAACGGCAAACGGCACCAGUGA
Molecule: messenger RNA, 717 nt
Organism: Drosophila ficusphila
Lineage: Eukaryota; Metazoa; Arthropoda; Insecta; Diptera; Drosophilidae
Source: RefSeq, a predicted model, not a curated record